This is a messenger RNA of Mobula hypostoma (lesser devil ray), 958 nucleotides long. It is a transcript of the gene denr, whose product is annotated as density-regulated protein. Lineage: Eukaryota; Metazoa; Chordata; Chondrichthyes; Myliobatiformes; Myliobatidae. The transcript has 8 exons. Gene Ontology annotation, biological process: formation of translation preinitiation complex; translation reinitiation. The coding region runs from base 157 to 738 and encodes 193 amino acids. The record is from RefSeq and is a predicted model, not a curated record. Gene Ontology annotation, molecular function: mRNA binding; translation initiation factor activity.
AUCGGCGUCAGCUGGAGAAGAGGGCCCCGGCGACGUGCGUAGGUCUGUGUCUGGCCGAAUGGUCCAUUGAGUCAGUUUGAUUCAUUUUAUGAAGAAUAAACUACCGGAGUUUCAUGAUUACACUGGAAUUUGACAAAAAGCACAAAGAUUGAUGAAAUGGCCACUACUGAAAAUGCUGAAUCAGAAAACAAAAGGGAAGAAAAACCAGCCAGCAAUAUGGUGCAGUGUCCGUUAAAAGUACUCUAUUGUGGAGUCUGUUCAUUGCCAACAGAGUAUUGUGAAUAUAUGCCCCAGUAUACAAAGUGCAGACAAUGGCUGGAGAAGAAUUGCCCAGAGGAAUUUGCAAAACUCAAUAUAGAUCAGUCCCCACAGCAGGAUUCAGGAGGAGGAGAGCCACCAUCUGGUGAGGAGGAAGAAAAGAAAAAACAAAGACGAGGUGGCAGAGGUAUAAUUAAACAAAAAAAGAAGACGGCACCUCAAAAGGUUACAAUAGCAAAAAUUCCGAGAGCAAAAAAGAAAUACGUAACAAGAGUCUGUGGCCUUGCAACUUUCGAGAUUGAACUUAAAGAAGCCCAACGAUUCUUUGCUCAGAAGUUCUCCUGUGGAGCAUCAGUUACAGGAGAAGAUGAAAUCACAAUUCAGGGUGAUGUUACAGAUGAUAUCCUGGAUGUUAUUCAAGAGAAAUGGCCAGAGGUGGAUGAUGACUCCAUUGAAGAUCUUGGAGAAGUGAAGAAGUGAUCUGCACUUUUAUUGCUCACUUCACCUGGCAGAAUAAACUUUGGCCAACAGUGAAAAGGCUUUUUAUUACAGAUAUCCUCUCUAGUCAAACACCCUCAAUGGAUUUGAGGCUAUUUUCUUGUACUUUGGUUGCCAAAGCUCCUGUGAAAAUUCUGGAUUAUGUUUUUAAAAAAACAUUGUGUGCACUAAGAUCCUUAGUUUAAUAAAAUAUCUGUUUUGA